Molecule: messenger RNA, 3246 nt
Organism: Salpingoeca rosetta
Lineage: Eukaryota; Choanoflagellata; Craspedida; Salpingoecidae
Exons: 2
Coding region: 1-3246 (1081 amino acids)
Molecular function (GO): DNA-binding transcription factor activity
Source: RefSeq, a predicted model, not a curated record
AUGGCACGUGUGUCUUCUGACUCGCACGUUGGCUCAUGUACCCCGGCUCACGUCAUCGCACCCUGGUCUGCUCUCGAUACGACAGAACGCGGCAAGUCAACACAUCUUCUUUCAACAUCCUCAUCCCUUUCAUCCGCGACAUCGUCCCCAACGUCCGCCUCCGCACCAGCAACAACAAACACCCACGAGAACAACGACAACGUCGACAGAAGCAAGGCGGGCCACCAAACCACAGAGACACGCCCAGCCCACAACAGCGGCAGCGGCCACGGCACUGCCGAGACAGCUCCACAGCAGGCCGUGGCGAUUGGGCCUUGUGCGGCGUCGUACGCAACGCCAAUGAAAGGUGAGGCCGAGGCCACGUCCCCUUUGAGCGUGAGCCGCACCUCCACAGGUACACCCUCGGCCACCAGCACACCCACCACGCCAACUGCUGGCACCCACGCAGCGGGCGGCAUGGUACCACAGGCCAUGGCACCUGGGGCUGUUGUCAGGUGCCCAUCGGUCAUGACACCGGCAACGGCGACCGUGUCGUCAUCACCAUCGGCGCCGCUGCAGGAAUGGAGCAGCAAUGCGACGCCAACAAGCGGCUACACCAUGGUUGCACACGGCCCGCCGCCACAGCAGCAGCAGCAACAACAGCAACAACAGCAACAGCAACAACAGCAACAACAACAGCAACAGCAACAGCAGCAGCAACAGCAACAGCAACAGCAACAGCAACAACAACAACACACCAUGCAGGGGAUGCCGCUAUUGCAGAGCAAUCGACCGCUUGUGAACACAGUUAACAGCAACCACAACAACAGUGCCAAGAUGCACCCCGCACAACCCACACCUCCCACACCUUUCACCACUAGCCCACGCGUUGCGACGAGCCAAACAAAACCUCAGGCAAGCACAGCAACGACGACAAACGCCACGGCAGCGGCGACGCUAACAGCAACACCAGUCACCGUUGCGCCAGCGCCGACCCACGCUUCCGAAUUCAGGAGUGCCGAUGCAAUACAAGCAAACACAGCAACAGCAGUGACAGCAGUAGGCGUGCACGCACCACAGCAGGUGCUGGCGACGAGCAUGGCAGCGGUAGCGCCAGCAGCAACGACUGCACAUGCAGCAGUACCCGUUUCCGCCCACACAGCACGCAAUAUCCAGUCAACACCCAUGGUUGUGCAGACACAACAACAACAACAACUGAAACAACAACUGAAACAACAACAACAACUGAAACAACAACAACACCAACAACAACUGAAACAACAACAACAACACCAACAACAACUGAAACAACAACAACAACAACAACAACAACAACAACAACAACAACAACAACAACAACAACAACAACAACAACAACAACAACAACAACAACAACAACAACAACAACAACAACAACAACAACAACAACAACAACAACAAGCACAAAUGCAACAGCAGCAGCGUCCACGUCAGCCGCGGCCACUUCCGGCAUCGCCAUCAGCGCGUGCACCAUCAACACCCGCCCGUCGCUCCCGCAGCAGCCGCUCGCGCUCCGAAUCUGGCACGCCAACGUCUGGUGGCCGCGGCGCCAAGCGCGGGCCGUACCGGUGCGGACGGUGUGGGCAGAUGCUUAAGGGCCACACAUGCCCGUACAAGGAAUACCCGCCACGCAGUCCACGGCAGCCAGCGCGGUUGCGUCGCAGUCCAGCGCAGGGGGCACGGCGGGAGGUGGAAGGCAUGGUGGCAAACAGGAUGGUGGUUGCACGGUCGCUGCCCAUGUCGAGGCAGCAAGGCGGUGAUGGCGGUGAUGGCGGCGAUGGUGGCAUUGGGGGUGUUGGUGGCGUUCGAGGGAUGCAGCUGCACGCCAUGCUUGGCACUGCGAGCGGCACCACCACGCUUCCACAUGGGAUGAUGGCCACACCAGUGACAGCCGCCGCGAUUGGCAACGGUGCCAACACCACCACCACCACAACAGUAACACCAACAACAACAGCAACAGCUGCAACAAUAGGAGGAAGCGGCGUGGUACCAAUGGCGGGUGCACAGCAGGCCGGCGGUGGCGGCGGCGACAAUGCACUCAUUGCAGAUGGAGGCGUUGGUGGAAGUGGUCGCAACAGCAACAGCAACAGCAACAGCAGCACUCGUCGUCACCAGCGUGGUGCUCAUGGCGGCAGCAGCACCAGCGGCAGCAGCGGCAGCGGCGUCGGCAGCGUUGGUGGUGGCGACACCAGUGGUGGCGGCGGUGGCGGAGGUGGUGGUGGUGGUGGUGGGUCGGGCGAUCUUGAAUCGAAUGAGGUGGCCGCAAUGCAGCUGUUGGCAAUGAGCACACACCAGCAGGCCAUCACCAUGCCAGACGGCACACCCGGGGAUGCCCUUGGCCGCACCGUGACGCGACUCCACACGCACUUCAACGUGACGCAGCAGCAGUUUCUGCAGAUCUUUGGAGAGGAGAUGUUGCGCUAUGGCCCGCGCGCGUCGCCGUGGCUGGCGGGGGUGCGCGAGAACCUGACACCGUACACGGCGCACGUGUGCGCGAAUGUGUUUCAGUGGGACGGGUUUGAGAUUGAGCUUGCAGACGGCCGCCGCAUUUCCCCUUGCGCAAUCAACGUGGAGAAGAACGGAAAGAUUGUCCUGUUUGAACGCGACGACCACGCGCAACAGCAGCAGCAGCAAGAAGAGGAGAAGGAAGAGCAGCGGCAGCAGCAACCACGACCACAACAGCAACAACCACAACUUCGGGAGCAGGGGCAAGAACGGGUGAAUGGGACUGCAAGUUCAACACAGGCACAGCAGACGCCAGCACCACAAGCAGUAGCAACAACAGCAGCAACAACAACAACGGUGGCAGCGACGGGAGGAGCCGCGACUGACAAGAGGUGCGAAAGUGCACCACCUAUUGAAGAACAGCAACACGUAACCACGAUGAUGACGCCGACGCCGACGCCGACGCCGACGCCGACGCCACAGAGCGAGGCGACAGCAGGGACGGCAGGUGUGGCCACAUGUGUGGUGAAGGCAGAGCCAACAAGCGCAGAGCCAGCCGCACAUGCAGCAGAGAUGAGUGCACCAGUACGAGAUGUGGUUGAUGGCGUGAUGGCAAGUGGAGAGGAGGCGAUGGGUGGUGAAGAGCUGCAGCCAAAGAGAGCAAAGUUGGACGGGGAUAUGGUGGAACAUGACAACACCACCAACCGCUGCAACAGCCAUGGUGGUGGGAAUGGUGGUGGUGGGAAUGGUGGUGGUGAGAUGCACAGCAAGCCUGUUGCAUAG